Molecule: messenger RNA, 1801 nt
Organism: Cryptomeria japonica (Japanese cedar)
Lineage: Eukaryota; Viridiplantae; Streptophyta; Pinopsida; Cupressales; Cupressaceae
Product: trihelix transcription factor ENAP1
Exons: 2
Coding region: 432-1547 (371 amino acids)
Cellular component (GO): nucleus
Molecular function (GO): transcription cis-regulatory region binding
Source: RefSeq, a predicted model, not a curated record
AAACAUUCAUUCAUUUAUACUAAAUCAAUUUUGAUCUGGGGAUUUGAUGCAGAAAAUUUGUUUUCAAAAUUCGUUUGUACAACCGUAGCUUGACUACUCGGGGAUUUGAUGGCGGAAACAAUGAUUCUACUUUUUGUAGCUCACCUUAGCAAAGCAGAGUAAACUAUUUCAAUAGCUGAAUUUGAGAUGAUCGGAAUCUUAUUCACAUUCAUGAAGUUAGAUUUGAUGCUGAAGAUCUGGCAUUACUCAGCUUUGGAUUUCAUGAAGCUUGUGGAUUAAAAGCUUGACGAAGAUCUUCUUCUGCAAGGGCUUACUCCGCAUGGCGUAUUUCUCUCUGAUGGCUUCAGUUCACAGUUGUGUUUGAGUUUGGAUUUUUUAGGGAAUUUACCCAUUACCAGCUCUUUGUGAAUUGCUAUCAGCGUUUCGUAUUGAUGGCAAGUUUUCUGUAUAUGGACCGAGGUAACAAUGAUGAUGCCUCUUCAAAGCUUGUCACGCUUCACGACUGCAAGCUCAAGGACCAUGAGGAAAGAUUGAAGAAAAGUGAAUGGAGUGAUGGUGCCAUACAUGAACUUCUUAAUGCAUAUGAGGCUAAGUGGAAUGAUAGGAACAGAGGAAAUUUUCGUGUGGGGGACUGGGAAGAUGUGUCUGCACUUGUAUCGAUUCCUGCAGGAGGAAUGCAAACAAUGAAAACCCCAAUUCAAUGCAAGAACAAAAUUGAGGGCAUGAAGAAGAAGUAUCGAUCUGAAGCUGAGAGUUGCAGUAAUAAGAGCCGGAAUUGCUCUGAGUGGCCAUUCUUUUCCAGGAUGGAUCUAAUGCUGCGUUGCCCAACUCUUAAAGCUGGAAUUCCUGGGGGUAUGGAUGCAGGGUAUCACGCUGUGGUUCAUGAAGAAGCUCAAGACAGUGCAAGUGGAGAUGCCUCCGAAGCAAAGAAUGUUGAAUUGUUCGCCAAACAAUCUCCAAUAGAGAGUUUAGGUCACACCCUUCACAUUAUUCAGCAGCAACUUGAGAGAGAACAUAACGUUCUUAUUCGUCAGCCCAAUUUUGCAAUUGAGCAAGAUGGAAAGGCCGGUGAUGGUGGUGGCUUUGAGAGUGAUACAAGCCCUGCCCUUGUUACAAAAAAUGAAAAAACUGAUAGCAAUGCAUUAGAGGCUGGUUCAAGCCAAGUCAAGUGUCAAAAAAAAAUUCAGAGUGACAUGGCGAUGGACAUCAGAUCAUUUGCACAAUUGUUCUUGAAGCUGGAGCAAGCCAAGAUUGAAAUGUACAAGGACACAGAAAGGUUACAUGCUGAGGCUGAGACUAGACGAGCAGAACUAGAACUUGAAAGAGCUCAGGUUAUUAUGGAUACUCAGUUGCAGAUUGCUAGACUUAUUUCAGUGAAACCCCGUAAAAGGAAAGCUAGUACUGUAUGUCAGAUCCCCAAACAGAAUGAUGUAUUUAUAGAUGAGACUUGCGUUUCUGGGGUUCAUGUAGAGAGGCAGCUGGAUUUGCAAUCUGCGAGUCCAGGAAAUGAGUUUAUAUUGUCAGAACCAUCUUUUAGACAAGAGUAAUAUGAUCAAGAGGAAAUUCAUUGAUAUGCCAAAGCAACUACUGAUGAUUGGAGCUAGAUUUGUGCAUGCCACCACAAGAUUGGAAAUUUCUGUUUCGAUGUUAAGUACAUUUUAAGCUUUCUCUUGCUUGAACCCAUCAAUUUUGGGAAUUGUAUUCAUUUUCCUUUUUGUAAUCUAUUUCUCAAUCUUUGACAAAAGUUUUGAGAUAUACCAUUUCAUUUAUGUGAGGAUUAUUUGGAAUGUAGUUUUACAAA